Nymphaea colorata (pocket water lily) is the source of this 1205-nucleotide messenger RNA. Its product is annotated as heat stress transcription factor B-4b. Gene Ontology annotation, molecular function: DNA-binding transcription factor activity; RNA polymerase II cis-regulatory region sequence-specific DNA binding. Lineage: Eukaryota; Viridiplantae; Streptophyta; Magnoliopsida; Nymphaeales; Nymphaeaceae. Gene Ontology annotation, cellular component: nucleus. The transcript has 2 exons. Bases 172 to 1158 code for a protein of 328 amino acids. Gene Ontology annotation, biological process: regulation of transcription by RNA polymerase II. The record is from RefSeq and is a predicted model, not a curated record.
CGAGAAGCUAGCUAAAAACGAAGCAAACAAAACCCACAAUUCAGACAUACCCAUCAUCACUCUCUCCCUUCUUCUCCUUCCUUUCUUCUUCUUUUAUCUUCUGUUACAUUUUAACCGCUUCCUCCUCAUAAACGGCCUUCUUACCCUCCCCCUCCUCUCCCCGGCCACAUAAUGGCUCUCCUGCUAGAGAAUCGCGACGGCGUCCUUCUUUCAGUGGAUUCCCACAAAGCCAUGCCCGCCCCCUUCCUGACCAAAACCUACCAACUAGUAGAUGAUCCUUCCACCGACCACAUUGUCUCUUGGGGUCAGGAUGACUCCACCUUUGUGGUAUGGCGGCCGCCUGAGUUCGCGCGCGAUCUCCUCCCUAAUUACUUCAAGCAUAAUAACUUCUCCAGCUUCGUCCGGCAACUCAACACCUACGGCUUCAGAAAGAUCGUUCCUGACAGGUGGGAGUUCGCGAACGAGUUCUUCAAGAAGGGAGAGCAGCACCUUCUGUGCGAGAUCCACCGCAGGAAGACGUCGCAGCCACCUCCGCCACCUCCUCCCAUUCCUCUCCACCGCCACCACAGCUCCCUCUUCCCAUUCCUUCCCCGUUCAGCGUCCGUACCCUCCGCCGAUCCCGACGACUUGCAGCCUCCGCUGUGGUACGUCGAACCCCCGCUUUCUGCCACCAACGCCUCGCCCCCUCCGCCCGUGGUGCUCGGCAAUGCGGCCGCUGCAGUGUCGGCGCUGUCGGAGGACAACGAACGGCUCAGGCGGAGCAACUCCCUCCUCCUCUCGGAGCUCGCACACAUGAAAAAGCUGUACAACGACAUCAUCUACUUCGUGCAGAACCAUGUGCAGCCGGUGAGUCCGAGCGGUGCCACGGCCGUCUCCGGCAUGCUUCCCCCGCCCAAGGUAGGAUUUCCGACCUUGGGUUUCCGUCGUCCGUCGAACACGUGCAGCACGUCUGGGAGUAGCUCGAUAACGAUGGGGGAGGAGCAGAACAGCAGGACGAGACUCUUCGGCGUGCCACUCCAUUCCAAGAAGAGAGCCCACCCUGAGUCGAACGAUGAUGAUGAAGAGUACGAAACCAGCUAUUCUUCCAAUAGAUCGAAGGAAGACUUAAGCUUAGGAUUGAAUUUAACGAUCCGGUCAAUGCAUGCUGAGGCUGUUUAAGGCUAACAUUAAGGUUGUGAAACUAUUAAUUUCCGACCUUUUUCUAA